AUGCUGCCAGUGAGUGUUACUAACACCAACAUGCUGCCAGUGAGUGUUACUAAUGCCAAUUUGCUGCCAGUGAGUGUUACUAAUGCCAAUUUGCUGCCAGUAAGUGUCACUAAUGCCAACUUGCUGCCAGUGAAUGUUACUAACGCCAACAUGCUGCCAGUGAGUGUUACUAAUGCCAACAUGCUGCCAGUGAGUGUUACUAACGCCAACUUGCUGCCAGUGAGUGUUACUAAUGCCAAUUUGCUGCCAGUGAGUGUUACUAAUGCCAACAUGCUGCCAGUGAAUGUUACUAAGACCAGUAUGCUGCCAGUAAGUGUUACUAACGCCAACAUGCUGCAAGUGAGUGUUACUAAAGCCAACAUGCUGCCAGUAAGUGUUACUAAUGCCAACUUACUGCCAGUGAAUGUUACUAACACCAGUAUGCUGCCAGUAAGUGUUACUAAAGCCAACAUGCUGCCAGUGAAUGUUACUAACGCCAAUAUGCUGCCAGUGAGUGUUACUAAUGCCAACUUCCUGCCAGUGAGUGUUACUAAUGCCAACAUGCUGCCAGUGAGUAUUACUAAUGCCAACAUGCUGCCAGUGAGUGUUACUAAUGCCAACAUGCUGCCAGUGAGUGUUACUAAUGCCAAUAUGUUGUAA
Messenger RNA from Xenopus tropicalis (tropical clawed frog), 639 nucleotides. RefSeq lists its product as uncharacterized. Lineage: Eukaryota; Metazoa; Chordata; Amphibia; Anura; Pipidae. The transcript has a single exon. Bases 1 to 639 code for a protein of 212 amino acids. The record is from RefSeq and is a predicted model, not a curated record.